CGCAGUAGUAGUGACCACUGUGGCGCAUUUUAAACUCAGGUUGUGUCGGACAAAUCAGAUUAUUGUGGAGGUAAACUGGAUUCUGACGUAAAGGGAUUAGAGGAGCGUUGCAUGUGCCGCCUCCAGGCAACACCCCCCCCUUCCCUCUCUCUCUCUCUCUCUCUCUCUCUCUCUCUCUCUCUCUCUCUGAGCAUGACUCCUCAGAUAUCUCUCUGCGCCUGAACAGGACAGGACAACCGCCGGAAACAUGGCUUCCUAUCUGCAGAUCGCUGACGAUGAGAAAGGCCACGAUCUGGACCUCUUCUGCGUCCCCAGACAUUACGAAAACGAUUUGGACAAAGUGAUCAUCCCCCAUGGACUCAUCAUGGACAGGACAGAGCGUCUUGCCCGGGACAUAAUCCAGGACAUGGGGGGACACCACAUUGUCGCCCUGUGUGUUCUUAAAGGAGGCUACAAGUUCUUUGCAGACCUCCUGGACUACAUUAAAGCACUUAACCAGAACAGCGAUAAAUCAGUCCCCCUGACAGUGGAUUUCAUUAGAGUGAAGAGCUACUGUAACGACAAGUCGACAAACAGCGUCAAAGUCAUAGGAGGUGAUGAGCUGUCCAGUCUCUCAGGCAAAAAUGUUCUGAUUGUUGAGGAUAUCGUGGAGACGGGCAGGACGAUGCAGACGCUACUUUCCCUGCUGAGUGAGAGUAAUCCCAAAAUGGUUAAAGUUGUGAGCCUUCUGGUGAAGAGGACACCAAGAAGUUCAGGGUACAGACCGGACUAUAUUGGUUUUGAGGUGCCUGAUGCCUUCCUGGUGGGAUACGCUUUGGACUACAAUGAAUACUUCAGAGAUCUCAGUCACAUCUGUAUACUGAAUGAUCAAGCCAAGGAGAAGUACAAGGUGUGAGCGGAUGUAUUCUGUACAGGCGAUGAUGACUGAAUGAAAAAAAGACUAGGACCACUGUGAUGACCCUCCUUUAGCUUUGCUGUGUUUUGAAUCCUAUUUAUUUUUUUACAUAUUAAUCCACAAAAUGUGACUUGUGGGUUGUAAAUACCUGAAAGAAGAAUACUUUAUUUCCCUCCUCUGAAAUUUCGGGAUCACUUAUAUAUAAAUAUAUAUAUAUUCUAAAUAUUUGAUUUAUUAAGAUUGACUUUAUUUAUUGCUUUAUUUGUAUUCAUUAUAAACUUGUAAGUUUAAGUUUUAUCUUGAGACAGAAAAGAAGAAUGUAUGAUUGAUUUGUUUUGGCUCAUGGCGUCCCACGCACCAGUCUGCUUUAUGUUCAGUGAGCUGUCAGUCACAUGUUGGUAGCCUUCAGUUUGAACGUUUGUAUGUUUUUGACUUAAAAUGCAUGCACAAUUCUCUCAUUAUGCCAUAAGAUGACAGACUCGGAUUGUACUGUACCGUAAUGUUUUAUUUCAUGUCUGAUGUUUUCAUAGAGGACCUGUUUACAGCAAUACAAUUCCCAAUGAAAUCUUGAA
This is a messenger RNA of Labrus bergylta (ballan wrasse), 1467 nucleotides long. It is a transcript of the gene hprt1l, whose product is annotated as hypoxanthine phosphoribosyltransferase 1, like. Gene Ontology annotation, cellular component: cytosol. Gene Ontology annotation, biological process: IMP salvage; purine ribonucleoside salvage; hypoxanthine metabolic process. Gene Ontology annotation, molecular function: magnesium ion binding; hypoxanthine phosphoribosyltransferase activity. NCBI's taxonomy places the organism in Eukaryota, Metazoa, Chordata, Actinopteri, Labriformes, Labridae. The record is from RefSeq and is a predicted model, not a curated record.